GGAGUUUGCCGCGCAUGCGCCGUGCCCCCUCGGAGUACAACUGCGCCCGAGUCAUAACAAUCUCCAGAAAUCCCAAGCUGGGCCAAAUGAAAUAGAGCAGCGGGCACGGACAGUGGCACGAUACUGGGCGGCGUGGCAUCGAGUCCACGAUUCGGAUGGCGUUUUGAGGCGGUGCCAUGCGUGCAUGUUAUCAGGCGUGCGGAGGCUAGGAAGCAAAGCCUCUCGUCCUUUUGUGGCGAUCACUUUGUGAAGAUGGGCGAUUGUGCACAGGGAGUAUUUUAAUGCACAGAGCCUAGACGACUUACCGAAGGCGAGUCUGCGCUCCCCGGCGUUCUCAAGGUGAACUCGGGCGAGCCUAACUGGGGAUCGCUAAAGCCGCAGAUCGGUAGGCUGCCCAUUUUAAGACAUGUCGUCUUGCUGAUUUUUUUUCCUUCUCCCCCUGAGCCCGAGUCGGGGUUGUCGCCUGAGCGCAGUGGCCGAGCAGCGGUAACAACAGCACUAGCAGCAGCAGCAGCAGGAGGCUCGGCUCGCUGUGAGCCGGAGUUGGCGCCCACGCCUCAUCGGCCGUCUCUGUUCAUGUAAGCCGUGACAAGUGUCUCGUGCAGGGGCUCACACGGGCCGAGCGCAGCGUAGGUGUGUGCGCGCGUGAGUGCGUGCGCCCGAAGAGGCAGGAGCCAUGCAGACUCAACAGCUUCAAUACGACUUCUUCAGCGAAGAGAACGCACCCAAAUGGCGGGGACUUCUGGCACCAUCCCUCAAUAAGGUUUUAAAUCAAGUUCAUCCGAAUCUCUCAUCCAUGGAAGAUGCUCUCCAGUACAUCGAGGAGCUGAUCUUGUUGUUACUCAGUAUGCUGUGUCAGGCCCAGCCUCGUUCAGUACAAGAUGUAGAGGAGCGAGUUCAGAAAAGCUUUCCCCAUCCAAUUGACAAGUGGGCCAUCGCUGAUGCUCAGGCUGCUAUAGAGAAGAGAAAAAGGAGAAACCCUUUAGCCUUGCCUGUAGACAAAAUUCACCCUCUUUUAAAGGAGGUUCUGGGAUACAAAAUCGAUCAUCAGGUGUCAAUUUACAUCGUAGCAGUGCUGGAAUAUAUUUCAGCAGAUAUUUUAAAACUGGCAGGGAACUAUGUACGGAAUAUUCGACACUAUGAAAUUUCUCAGCAAGAUAUCAAGGUGGCCAUGUGUGCAGACAAAGUGCUGAUGGACAUGUUUCACCAAGAUGAGGAGGACAUCAGUGGAUGGUUACUUCAAGACGAGGAGCCCUCAAACUCAGGAGAGCAAAUGUACUACGAGUUAGUGAAAGCGUUCAUGGCUGAUGUCCGCCAGUACUUGAGGGACCUCAACCUUAUCAUUAAGGUCUUCAGGGAACCGUUUGUCACUAGCAGUCAGCUUUUCUCACCUCAUGAUGUGGACAGCAUCUUCAGUCGCAUCAUAGAUAUCCACGAGCUGACUGUUAAACUUUUGGGCCUUAUUGAAGAUACUGUGGAAAUGACAGAUGAAGGGAGUCCACAUCCUUUGGUAGGAAGUUGCUUUGAGGAUUUGGCAGAGGAGUUGGCCUUUGACCCUUAUGAAACGUAUGCACAAGACAUCCUCCGACCGGGUUUCCAAGAACAUUUUCUCAGCCAGCUGUCAAAGCCCGGAGCUGCUUUCUAUUUACAGUCUAUUUGUGAAGGUUUCAAGGAGGCAGUCCAGUAUGUUCUCCCCAGACUCCUUUUAACUCCAGUUUACCACUGUCUGCACUACUUUGAAAUUCUAAAGCAACUCGAGGAAAAAAGUGAAGUAGAAGAGGACAAGGAAUGCCUAAAGCAAGCCAUAACAGCCCUUCUGAACCUUCAGAGUAGCAUGGAAAGGAUAUGUUCCAAAAACUUUGCCAAGCGCCGCCUGAGUGAAUCAGCUUGUCGAUUCUACAGCCAACAGAUGAAGGGCAAACACUUGGCCAUCAAAAAAAUGAAUGAAAUUCAGAAGAAUAUCGACGGCUGGGAGGGCAAAGACAUUGGACAGUGCUGUAACGAGUUCAUCAUGGAAGGCCCCCUGACGCGGGUAGGAGCCAAACAUGAGCGGCACAUCUUCCUUUUUGAUGGUCUCAUGAUCUGCUGCAAGUCCAACCACGGCCAGCCUCGGCUUCCAGGGGGCAGCACCGCUGAGUACCGCCUGAAGGAGAAGUUCUUAAUGCGCAAGGUGCAGAUCAACGACAAGGACGACACACAGGAAUACCGACAUGCUUUUGAAAUCAUUCUUAAGGAUGGCAAUAGCGUGGUGUUUGCUGCUAAGUCUGCCGAGGAGAAAAACAACUGGAUGGCAGCACUCAUCUCCUUGCAGUAUCGCAGCACCUUGGAGCGCAUGCUGGACCUUACCUUGCUACAGGAGGAGAAAGAGCAGCAGAUGAGGUUUCCCAGUGCUGAGCAGUACCGGUUUGCUGAGCCCGACUCGGAAGAGAAUGUCAUCUUUGAAGAGAAUGUGCAGUCCAAGUCGGGCAUUCCCAUCAUUAAGGCCGGCACUGUGGUCAAGCUUAUUGAGAGGCUCACUUACCACAUGUAUGCAGAUCCCAAUUUUGUUAGGACCUUUCUGACGACGUAUCGCUCAUUUUGCAGGCCACAGGAACUGCUCACCUUGCUAAUGGAACGGUUUCACAUCCCUGAAUCUAAACCGGCAGAAACAGACGGCACGGAGAAUGGCGACCAGCCCCUGAGUGCCGAGCUCAAACGGUUUCGAAAGGAGUAUGUGCAGCCAGUCCAACUUAGAGUUUUGAAUGUUUGCCGGCACUGGGUAGAGCACCACUUUUAUGAUUUUGAGAGGGAUCCGGACCUGUUACAGCGAUUAGAAGAGUUCAUUGGGACAGUCAGAGGUAAAGCCAUGAGAAAGUGGGUUGAAUCCAUUUCAAAAAUCAUUCAAAGGAAAAAGCAGGCGCAGGCUAAUGGAUCGAGUCACAAUAUCACGUUUGAGAGCUCCCCUCCUCCAAUUGAGUGGCACAUAAGCAAGCCUGGCCAAGUGGAGACCUUCGACCUGCUCACAUUGCACCCCAUUGAGAUUGCACGGCAACUCACACUUCUUGAAUCAGACCUCUACAGGGCUGUGCAGCCAUCUGAGCUGGUGGGCAGUGUGUGGACGAAAGAAGACAAAGAAAUCAACUCUCCCAACCUCCUCAAGAUGAUCAGGCACACGACCAACCUUACCCUGUGGUUUGAGAAGUGUAUAGUGGAAACGGAGAACUUGGAAGAGAGAUCAGCUGUAGUGAGCCGAAUAAUCGAGAUCUUGCAGGUUUUCCAGGAGCUGAACAACUUUAAUGGCGUUCUUGAGGUGGUGAGCGCAAUGAACUCGUCUCCAGUGUACCGGCUGGACCACACUUUUGAGCAAAUCCCUAGUCGGCAGAGGAGAAUAUUAGAGGAGGCUCACGAGCUGAGUGAAGACCACUAUAAGAAGUAUCUCGCUAAACUCAGGUCCAUUAACCCACCAUGUGUGCCUUUCUUUGGUAUCUACUUAACAAACAUCCUGAAGACAGAAGAAGGAAACCCGGACUUUCUCAAACGGCAUGGCAAAGAGCUGAUCAACUUCAGCAAACGGAGGAAAGUGGCAGAGAUCACAGGGGAGAUCCAGCAGUACCAGAACCAGCCGUACUGCCUAAGGGUGGAGAGUGACAUUCGAAGAUACUUCGAGAAUCUGAAUCCAAUGGAGGAAAAAAUGGAGAAGGAAUUCACUGAUUACCUGUUUAACAAAUCGCUGGAAAUUGAGCCUCGAAAUGUCAAGACAUUACCCAGAUUUAUUAAAAAAUACAACUACCCCCUCAAGUCUCCUGGCGUACGACCCUCCAACAUUAGACCCGGUACUAUGAGGCAUCCAACGCCACUGCAAAAUGAGCCUCGCAAGAUCAGCUAUAGCAGAAUCCCCGACAGUGAAACGGAAAGCACCGCGUCGGCCCCCAACUCCCCGCGAACGCCUCUGACUCCGCCUCCUGCCUCCGGAGCCUCCAGUUCCACGGACGUUUCCUGUGUCUUCGACUCCGGCCCACCCAGUCCCUUCCAGUCAAGCAGUGAUGCCAUCUUUAUCCCUGUCUCACUGCCACGUGGGCCACGGUCAUCUUCUGUCUCAUCUAUGGUCAUGUCCAACUUGAGCAAAGAGGAUGCCACAGCGCCACCCCCUGUCCCUCCACGUAGACGGCCAGAGUCAGCCCCAGCAGAGUCCUCCCCUUCCAAGCACUUGGACAGCCCACCAGCCAUUCCGCCACGACAGCCGACAAAGGUGUACUCUCCUCGGUAUCCUCUUCCUGAACGGACAUCUGUGUCGGAUCCUCCGGACAGCCCCCCCACGUUGCCCCCACGGGAGCCCGUCAGAACACCAGAUGUCUUCUCCCCUUUACAUUUGCAGCCUCCGCCCCCAGGAAGGAGAACUGAAUCAAGCCAGACCUUCUUUCCCAAUAGUCCUUUGCCUUUCACCCCAUUGCCUCCUCAGACCCCUUCACCGGUGGGUUCACGCAGGCACCUGCCCGCAACGCCUUUAAUUUCACAGGACUUGGACGCCCCCGGCACCGCUGGACCCCCUGUGCCUCCCAGACAGAGUACAUCCCAAGUGAUCCCUAAGCUGCCCCCUAAAACGUACAAAAGGGACCACGUGCCGCCACCUGCUGCUCGGGAUGGCUCGCUGGAGAGCGUCACCACCCAAAGCAUUGUGAACACUAAAGACUUGGAGGCUUGUGAGAUGCCCUUCAACCAGAAGGUGGUUUUUCUAAAGCAGUGAACCGACGGCAUGGAGUGAAUUGUUCUGAAAGACUGCAGAGGAAGGACGUGCGUUGAAAUUUGGGUAACUACCACACCAGAAAAACAAGCAGACGAAAGAGAGAGGUGCGUGUUUGUGUGUGUGAGUGUGUGAGCGCGUGCGUGUAUGUGCGUGUGUGUAUAUAUACAUAUAUAUGUGUGUAUAUAUAUACAGUAAAUAUAUAUAUAAAUAUAUAUAUAUAUAUAUAGAUAAAUUAGUCCUUAGUGACCUAAUUAAUGACUCACAGAAAAUGUGCAAGAAGAAGAAAAAAAAAUAAAAAACGUAAGCAAAACAGGAAUGUACACCCUGCUGUCCGAUCACAAAUUCCCGGCUUUUGCUUUAAAACAUCUUCAUCAGAAAAAAAAAAAAAAAAAGGGACUUUGGGACCCGUGUCUUCAUGGUCUUUGGACGUUUGUUUUGUAAAUCCAAAAUUAACUUAGCAAUCUGUGCCAGUAGUCAGGUGAAGGCUCGCUCGCUCGCUCGCUCGGGUGCCUUCCACACCAAAGAGGUACAAUGAACACGACGCAAAGGGGAAUUUUUUUUUUUUUUGUUUGUUUUUCGCCAAGAAGUCUGUCGACGAAUGCCUUACAACAAGGGAAGUUCCCGGUCUUACUACCGAGAUUGCAAAGCAGCCAGAUGUACGAUGUCAGGAGAGUUUGUUCAAAAUUUCUGUCACGUCACACUUUUCCUUUUUGUUUCUUUGGUGGCUUAAUUAACUUUUAUCUUCACGCUUACCUUUUUUUUUUUUCUUUCCGCUUCUCCCGUCUCCAUGAGUCGCAUCUUCCUGUCCUCAUUUAGUCGACUUUCUGAGCUUUUCUCCGAUUUUUACAGCCGGAUUACUAAUAAUAAAAGCCUGAGUCCUGUCUCAUCAUAACACUAACUGGAAACGCAUGCUGGAUGGAGAUCUCCAGCAUUGUCCUCAGCGUGUCAUUCACUGAGCGUCUUCGUCGGUCACUCGUUACUGCAGUUUUUAAGCACUUUGACGUUUCGUUUUUUUCUUUCGUUCUCUUUUUCCUGUUCUCACGGCAGUUGCCCCCUUUUGUCAGUUGUCAGACAAGUUCAACGUUAUGUCGCUUUUUUUUUUUUUGGUCAUUUUUUUUUUUCUGUUUGACAAUAGCAAAAUAAAUUCACUUACUGAAAAGAUGUAUACAUGCGGUGAGAGUCGUUAUUUGUAAAAUGUUUGUUUGUUUUUUGUUUGUUUGCUUGUUUCGCAUUUUCUGUUAUUUCCAUACAUGUCAAUCUGCACCGGUGGUCAGAAGCCUUGUGACAAGUGAAGCGCGAUGUGUGCAGACCUCACUAACAACGAGAAACGACAUUGUGUUUGAUUAUCUCCCUUGUGAUUGGCUGAAAUUGGAUAACAUUCUCGAUGGCACAUCAGGGAACUUUAUCAUUUUUUACUUUUCUAGAGAAAUGUUAGAAGAAUUUCUGCUUUCAAUUGUGUUUUUGUUGUCAUGACAUUUUUUCUAAUCUGCGUAAUCCAGACCAGGGUUUUGGUUGGUUGGGGUGGGGGGGUUGCGCUGCCUAUCCUAAGACAGGAUCAAACUCCGGACAGGAUGCCAGCCCAUCACAGGGCAAACUCUAGGGCCAGUUUAGCAUCGCCAGAUCUCCUUACUGCAACAUGAAAAAAAAAUGUUCAAAUCAUUUAUAACAACACGUCGUAACCAGAAUGUUUAAUUCCGUCCCCUGAAGUUCCCGUAAGCGAACGUGUCAUUUUGUGACUUCCAGUCGUAGGGUAUAUUGGACUUGGCGACUGCAGUUGCCGCUCUUGUUGGCGGACUGUGUAAGUUUAAAUUGCUGAAAAGUGUGUGCCGACCUUCCAGCACACUCGCGCGCACUCCUUUUUUCUAGAAUAUUGCCUGACAGAGCCAGCGCCGUACGAACGGUUAACCGGUACGACAAGUUCAGCUCCCUCAAUUCUGUUGUUUGCACGAGACAUUAGACAGACGAGCUUCUCUUUCGCUUGUGAGGUCCAAAACACCUACGUUUCUUGUUCUUCGCCCCUGCACUGUACGUGUUGUACUCGCUGGAUGUCCGCUCUCGUGCACACAGGGCCGCCCCACGACUAAAACCUGUUGGAUUUUUUCAGGGCAAGUCGCUGAGUGUGUUAGACUACACUAGAGGUACUGGGCGCAUGCCGCCAACUGACACCAAAGCGAGAUUAUGUAAAAUGAAGGCUACGUUCGAAAAUCACUGGGAGAGUCAUCUAAUGUGAUAACGGCUUUAAAUGAAGUGUUUUGUUGUUAGAAAGUCAAUUUCAAAACCGCUUCAACUGAUCCGCCAUUAUCCUUGUUACCGGGUGUGCUGCAAAGCCCCAUCCACCGUUUAUUAGGAAAUGCUGCCGUGCGAGCAGAAGCUACAGUAAGCCGUGUGCAAGGGUUAAGGUGUUGCAUCAGUUUUAUUUCUUUUAUGCAGAAGAUGUCUUGUACUCGUUAUCAAUGAGUUCUUAAUCUAGGAUGCAGGAAGUUGCUUGUCUCCUUGCACCAGAAGAAAACGAAAAUUCUUAGAACAUCCAAACGGUAACUCGGCUGUAUGUAGCGCUGCUCACGCCAGACACUUAAUCGUCCACAGAACAUCUCAUACUUAGCAGCACAGUUUGAGUAUGUGGCCGUAAUCGCACCUCAUUUUGAAAAUCCCACUUGCCGUGAUAAUUGCUUGAUGAUGAUGCACUAAAUUGGGCAGAGAAGGUACCGAAGCAUACUGUUGGACUGGACCGUUCACAAGUCAGCUUUUUACAUGCAUCUUCAUGGCUGCUAUCUGUUAAAAUCUGUGGCAUUGCGCGCAGACCUGGUGCUUGUGGAGCACGACCAUUAAGGCUGAAUCAUAUUUCUGUAUAUUGGGAAACCUCAUUUGUCGUGUCUUAACUGUGAAGAGCGAGAAAUUGGUGCCCUGUCCCCCUCCGUUUUCACAUCCUCAUACAGAAAGGCAGGCUGGGAUCUUGGGGGCGUUAGAGUCGGUGAGCUAAAGAAGAACUCCGUAGACUCAACGGCCUAUGGGGUUUCUCACUGCUGUGCCCACUCUGUUACACUAGCCGCCUCCUGCUCUGUGUGAUUCUGGGUCAUGACGUCAAUUGUUUCUGCUCAGGAAUUCACUCGUCUCCACUGAGAUGACAGCAGAAGUUUGACUUGAACUCAGGCGGGACCUUUAGAUUACAAAGUAACCCUCUCUGCCGCCACACCAAAGGAUUUCUCCUUUAGCUCAGCUGGGGUCGCUGCCACAGAGGGAUUCAGAGCCAGCCGUUCCAUCUGAGGGCAUGAAAUGGAAAGGGGAGUGUUGGGGGAUCAUUGAGUGAUUUCUCGCUGAUGACACCGUCCAUCGAGAGUGCUGCUUCACCACCUUAAAGUGCAAUUGAAUGUUCAUUUCUCCUUUGUCUUGAACUCAAGUCAUGUUUUACACUAUUUGGGGGUGGGUGGUACGGAAGUUGGAAUCCCUGAAAUUCGCCUCAGAGUGCUGGAACCGGUGCCAGUUGCAUGCCUGAUCCAUUUGCUGCCACGACGUGCCUUUAAUUCAUUUGUGCUGGGGAUUAGCUGUACACGGGCCACUUGUGCGCAAAAAUGUAACAAGAGAACAAACAUUAAAAAAGUGACUUGUACAGAAGCAAGUUUACUCGAA
Messenger RNA from Erpetoichthys calabaricus (reedfish), 8350 nucleotides. Its product is annotated as son of sevenless homolog 1-like. The transcript has 23 exons. NCBI's taxonomy places the organism in Eukaryota, Metazoa, Chordata, Cladistia, Polypteriformes, Polypteridae. Gene Ontology annotation, cellular component: nucleosome; plasma membrane. The coding region runs from base 677 to 4723 and encodes 1348 amino acids. Gene Ontology annotation, biological process: Ras protein signal transduction; positive regulation of GTPase activity. Gene Ontology annotation, molecular function: protein heterodimerization activity; guanyl-nucleotide exchange factor activity; structural constituent of chromatin. The record is from RefSeq and is a predicted model, not a curated record.